UCGAACGUUGAGCGUCAAUUGACUAAGGAGCCAGACAGUUCGCAUCUAUCCAACAGCUAACGGACUAAGUGGACAUUAACUGAGCGCAAUAUGCAGGCGAGUCAUGUGCGCCUAAUCAAAAUACUAUUCGUGAUCAUCGCCAUAAAGCUGUUCAUCGUGCUCGUGCUCUUCGGCUACAACAAUUCCGUUGAGGAUAUUCCGGAACAGUCAAUGGUUUUCAUCGAUGAGCUGCUAGUGGACAAAAGCGACGAGCCCAGCUGGGAGCAGCGACUGGCUCUGAUACGAAAGGAGAUGCCCUCAUUUCCGCUCGAGGAGCUGCACCGUCGACCGCUAGGCGAGCCGAAAUGCGGCAAAGUGCCUGCUGCAUUGGGCAUCGAUUUCAGCAACGACUAUUGGCAAACCUUGAACAAUGCUAACCUCACUUAUCACAUCUUUGGUGCGUACUACGACAACAGAGAGAAGAUGAUCGAGGCGCCGCUGGUCCGCGUGCUAACCAUGAUCAAUCACUAUGGCAAGCGUGACGUUGUAAAGCAUCCGGAAACCUUUUGUCAGCUCUGGUUCAGGAAUCGCAUCGAGCCCGUUGUAGUGAAUGUGACAGACUACAAGAUAAUUUGGAUCUGGGGCGGCGGCUCGACCAUGGUCUAUCCCACGCUCCUCAGCUGCUGCUUGCCGAAAACAAACGACACCAAGGCGCAGGAGGCGCCCGAAAUGGUCUCGUUGGUAACGAAGCGCUGCGACAAGGCCAGGAAUCUGGUGCGCGUUGUUUACGAACCGGACGAGGCGAGUACAGCUGUAACAGAUCCUCCUCAACAGCAAUCCAAGCAAAACAAUAGCACGCAGCUACAGAAGAAACCAUUGCGUUUUAUGGUCUGCGUAAAGGCCAUGGACUUUAUCUAUAAAGACUUGUCUUGGCGGCUAAUUGAAUGGCUGGAACUGAUGCGUCUGCUGGGCGCCGGAAAGGUGGUCUUCUACGAUGCACAGAUGCAUCCAAAUAUGACGCGAGUGCUGAACGACUACAUGGAAACGAGUCCAGGCUUUGUAGAGGUGCGCCCUUUGUCCAUGGCCCGCGGUGAACCGCACUCGGGCCCACAUUUUCAACACUAUGCCAUGGAUGCUGACGGCUUCAAUCGUAUACUAAACGAAAUGAUACCCUACAACGACUGCUUCUAUCGCAACAUGUACAAAUACGACUACAUUGGCGUGUUCGACACUGAUGAGGUGAUCAUGCCGCUGGGCAAUGUCACCAAAUGGUCGGACCUCGUCGAGCUGGCAUACAGGGUGCCCGACUAUGAAAGGGAGACUUGGAAAUGCGACGAAUGGGCCAGCUUUUGCUUUCGCAAUGUCUACUUCCCCAGUUACCCCGAACGGCCCAAGGUCUACAAGAAGCUGCCCGGCUUCUACUACAUGCUGCAGCAUGUGGAACGCGUUGCCGAGCACUGUGAUCGGUAUGCGGCAGUCAAAUGCCUGCACUCCACACGUUAUGUGAUUGGACUGCACAAUCACUUUCCACUCUUUCGGGCAGAAAACGGUGAAUGCGAAGCGAAAUCAGUGCCCAUCAAGUAUGCCCAGCUGCAGCAUUACCGGGAGCCGGACAACAAGACGCGCCUCAUCGAUCCAAUCAUAGAUGACAGCAUCUGGCGCUAUCAGCCGCUGCUGCAACAGCGCGUCUAUGCCCAAUACGAAAGGCUCGGCUUUCUGCCCAGCAUUCAACAAGUGCUGACUGCCAAGGAGCAGCGGCGCAAAGACGACGAGCUUCAACUAAAAAAGGCUAUCUCAAGGGUAUAGAUAGUCAUAUCUCAUCUAUUUAUUAAGUUAUUUUUUUGUAUUUUUUUUAUGGCCCGCUCUAAAAGCUUCCACAAGCUACACUAUCUAAAUUAUCUACCUCAAUCAUAUCAUGCUUAGAUUAUAAAGCAACUGGAACUUUAUAAGAUCGACAAGCUAAUAUACCAUUCGUAGAAUUAUUUUUAAAUUUGAAUCUGGUUCACAGUUUAAAAAUA
This is a messenger RNA of Drosophila hydei, 1997 nucleotides long. RefSeq lists its product as uncharacterized. Lineage: Eukaryota; Metazoa; Arthropoda; Insecta; Diptera; Drosophilidae. Bases 91 to 1785 code for a protein of 564 amino acids. The record is from RefSeq and is a predicted model, not a curated record. The transcript has 2 exons.